ACGAGCCGGAGGAAGACCUCCGACCUCAAGCCGCCCCCAAACGUGUCAAUCGUAGGGUGGUGGGACCACGGAAGGCGUCAACCAGCUCAACGCCAGCGCCGAAGCGAAACCAGCCAAAAGGGAAACCAGAGGCCGUGAAGAACCGGUAUCCUUGCCCCAUAGCAGGAUGCCCGUGCGACUUCACGAGCACAAGCGACAUGAAGAGACAUGUUGGCACCGCCAGAAGCCAUCAAGGCUUCCGGGACGGAGCCGACUGGCCCGCGUUCAUAACAGAGCAUGCGCUACAAGACUGUCACCUUCUUCACUAUUGCGAUAUUUGCGACGUAGAGCGCAAAGCGUCCAUGCGAUUGGAUGCCCUCAUCCGUCAUAGAAGAGAUUCUCAAAACCACUUGGAUAAGGUCGCUGCCAGCGGCCAAAGUGCUUAGCGCUGAGUAGGCGGCUCGCGGAUGCAGGUCUCUGUCGCGGCCAGUAGUCGGAGGAGCGGGGCAGGACGAGUAGAGAGGAGCGAUUGAACGAACAAACAACAUACCCACUCUGAUUUAUACCCCUCUCGCACCCCACCUCAGCACACGCUCCCUUGUUCUUGACCUGGACGAUGGAGAUCAUUUGCCCCAUCCGCUACUGGCUCCGUCGCGGUGACGGUUUCCAUCCUGGACAGAAUGAGGAGACUCGACGUGGGGCCCUUGUUCCAAAACUAGAAUCACUUACGUUCUCGCCUUUUACCCAGCAACGCCACGCUUCUCCCAACUAUGGACAUCUUUUUUCACCUCUGACGUUUCCUCUGUCAACCUCACUCAAUUUUUCCUUUGUUCUUUCCCUUGUUCUUGCCGUGCGUUUCCGUGCACCUAUACCUACCUUUACGCCUUGUACAAUUCUUAGAUGAUUAGAAGAUUUCAUUACUGCUACUCUGCUCCGGACUCUGUUUUACUCUGCUCCACUGAUGAUCGAACGAAUCAUACUGGAUUUCUCGAC
This is a messenger RNA of Heterobasidion irregulare TC 32-1, 972 nucleotides long. RefSeq lists its product as uncharacterized. The record is from RefSeq and is a predicted model, not a curated record. The transcript has a single exon. Lineage: Eukaryota; Fungi; Basidiomycota; Agaricomycetes; Russulales; Bondarzewiaceae. The coding region runs from base 596 to 883 and encodes 95 amino acids.